AUGUCGACAUGGCAGAUAUUUUCCGACGCCGGAAACAAUUACCGGUGGCAAAUUCGUGAAGAAGGAGCUUCAAAUGCCACUGCACCUUUGCACACUCCCAUUGCCACCGCACCCCUCCCUUCCAUGUUCGAUCUUCUUCUCCAAGGCUGUUCAAUUCUCAAUGAAGGCACUCCAACUGUUAUUGGCGAGGAUGCUGUUGCUGAAGGUGAAGAGCAUGCAAUAGAUAAUAUUUGUAGCUUCUCAAAUUCUCUUUUUAAGACAGGCUCUGGAAAAAGAGUUAAUAUAUCUUCUAGUGGUCUGGUUAGAGCAAAGACAUUACUGGGAUUGAAAGAAGACACUGUUGGCUGUUCAGAUCACAAUGAAGGGACUCCAACUGUUCUUGGCGAGGCUGCUGUUGUUGAAGUGCCUGAUAAAUUUCCAAUCCCAGUUAUUGAGGAGUUAUUGGAUGCAUUAGGAGGGUCAAAUGUUUAUUCAAAGUUGGAUCUUAAAUCUGGUUAUCACCAGAUUAAGAUGAUGGAAGAUACCCCAAAAAUGGUUUCUCGUACUCAUGAAGGCCAUUAUGAGUAUUUGGAGGGAGUAAGAGCUGAUCCUAGAAAAAUUGAGGCAAUGACUAUAUGGGAGAGACCUAAUGAUGUGAAGGGUCUGAGAGGUUUCCUAGGAUUUAUCGGUUAUUAUAGAAAGUUUGUGGAAGGCUAUGGGAAAAUUGCGAAGCCACUGACAGACCUCCUUAUAAUGGAUAAUUUUUCUUGGAAUGAUGAAGCACAAUUAGCUUUUGGAAAACUGAAAAUUGCUGAGUUCAAUCCCAGACCUAGCUCUCCCAAGAAGAUUAAGGUUAAGGCCAUGGCUGAUUGGCCUACACCUAAAGAUAUGAAGGGUCUUAGAGGUUUUUGGGGCUCACAGACUGCUAUAGAAGAUUCAUUUAGGGGUAAAGAGCAUGCAACAGGUAAUAUUUGCAGCUUCUCAAAUUCUCUUUUUAAGACAGGCUCUGGAAAAAAUGUUACUAUAUCUUCUAGUGGUCUGGUUCGAGCAAAGACAUUAUUUGGACUGAAAGAAGACACUGUUGGUAGUAAUAUCCAAAGCCCUCAGCAUACAGAAAAAUUGCAUGCUAUUGGUGAAACAUAUGAAAGGCAACCAUCACAUACUAUACAGCCACAUAAAGUUAUCAACAGUAAUAAGAUGAUGACGAACACUGUAUCAUGUCGAAGUCCUUCAGUUGGUAGUAGUCACACAUUGAAUGGCUUUGAAAGAAAGAUUGUUCAACCUGAUAAACAAGCUCCACUUAAAUUCCACACUGCUGGGGGAAGGUCUAUAUCCAUUUCGAAUGAUGCACUGCAACGUGCUAGGAGCCUUCUUGGUGACCCAGACCUGGGAGAUUUCUUUGAUGGAGGGGAUGCUGGUGAUUCAAUUUUCUCAUUUCCAAAUAAUAGACAAACCAACGCUACUUUAUCUUGUGAUAGGAGUGAUCGUAAUACUCCUUUGGUCCAUCAGAUAACAUAUGGGAACAAUCAUAUGACAAAAAGUUGCACAUACCCCUUGCAGUCUUCUAGACAAAAAGACUUUUCAAGCAAGUAUCUUUGUGAAGGUACUGGGAAUAACUUAAUGAUGAAAUUUGAUGCUGUUGGGAAUGAAAAUGAUUAUUGCCAUAAAAGUAGCAACACUUGUGGACAGAAACCCUUAUAUGACAGGAACCAAGAGCCAGACUCAACAUUAUAUCAUUCUUCAUUGAAUGGUCUUUCUUCAAAAAUAGAUUCACGUGGAAUGUCAUUAGGCAGGCCAUUGGCUGAUAUUUCCAAUGCCAGUAACACAGUUCAUACAAACAGUAGACAACCUGCUAGUGGAAAAAGGAGACUGGGAUUACGGGUAACUGUUUCUCCCUUCAAAAGGCCUCGUAGUUCUCAAAUUUCUAUCCCUUUAGGCCAGGAUGUUGGAGUUUUUCCUAAUGAUUCAUCUCAAUUAUGCUCUGGUGCUUCUGGAUGCAAAAGAAAGCUUUCUACCCGGUAUCCAUUUCGGUAUCCAAGGAUGCACAUUAAGGAAUUUUUUGCAGCACCUCCAUUAGAGCAGAAAGUGGUGAGUUUAAUCCCAAACCAGGUCAGACAAGUGACAUCAGGUAAUGCAGAAAAGUACAUGUUUCGUGAUGGGUCUGGUGAUAAUGAUAUGGGAGCAGAAGCUUUUGGCAAUCUAUUGGCUCAGUGUGGAGCUUCCAUGGAUUUUGCUUCUAAAGAGUGGGUCAUGAAUCAUUACAAGUGGAUUGUCUGGAAACUGGCAUGCUACGAGAGAUGCAAUCCAGCUAGGUCUGCCGGAAAAUUUUUGACUGUAUUAAAUGUACUUGAGGAACUGAAGUACAGAUAUGAAAGAGAAGUGAGUCAUGGCCAUCGGUCUACCAUCAAGAAAAUUCUUGAAGGGGAUGCGUUGCCUUCUUCAAUGAUGAUUCUCUGCAUUUCUAGCAUCCACUCUGAUCAUGGACCGGAAAGUGUGGCUUUUUUUGAGACACAAACCGGGGCUCAGAACAGGGGCGUAGUAAAAGCUGAACUAACUGAUGGAUGGUAUUCUCUGAGUGCCAUUUUAGAUGUUCCACUGUCAGAACAACGAGCUGCUGGAAGAUUGUUUGUGGGACAGAAGCUUCGGAUCUGGGGAGCAGGAUUAUGUGGCUGGAAUGGGCCAGUCUCCCCUCUUGAGGUAUCGUCAACAGUUAGUUUAUUGCUUCACAUAAAUGGAACAUAUAGAGCUCAUUGGGCAGAGCGAUUAGGAUUUUGUAAGGCUGCUGGUCCACCUUUGGCUUUCAGAUGCAUAAAAAGUAAUGGCGGUUUAAUCCCUCAAACUAUGGCGGGAAUUACCCGCAUAUAUCCUAUUCUUUACAAGGAAAGGUUAAGCAAUGGACGGUCAAUUGUCAUAUCAGAGAGGAUGGAAAAUAAAUUGAUGGAGCUGUACAAUCAGAGACGCUCUGCUAUUGUGGAUGACAUCAUUUCAGAGUAUCAGAAGGACGGAAGAGAUUCACAUCUUUAUGAUGAUAGUGAAGGGGCUAAGAUUUAUAAGAUGCUGGAGACAGCUGAAGAACCGGAAUUCCUAAUGGCAGAUAUGAGUCCAGAGCAGCUAAGUUCUUUUGCUGCUUAUAAGGCCAAAUUAAAUGCGAGCAAACAAUCAGAAAUGGAAAAAUCAAUUGAGAAAGCUUUGAAAGAUGCUGGCUUAAGACAUAGAGAAAUCACACCAUUUAUGAGGUUGCGGGUAGUUGGAUUAACUUACAAAAAUCGACACGACAAGCCUAAGGAAGGCGUUGUAACAAUCUGGAACCCAACAGAGAAGCAGCGUCAGGAGCUAGUAGAAGGAGAAGCAUAUGCAAUUGCAGGACUCAUCCCAUCAGGUUCUGAUUUCGAUAUCCUUCACUUGCAGACUAGAGGAUCUUCUACCAAGUGGUUGCCUUUAUCUUCUAAUGCAAGGGAACAGUUUAAGCCAUUUUUCCCCAGUAGAAAAUCGAUCUCAUUGUCAAGUUUGAGUGACAUCCCUCUUUCCAAUGAGUUCGAUAUUGCUGCAUAUGUUGUGCAUGUUGGAGAGGUUUAUACAACUAGUCAGCAAAAGAAGCAAUGGGUUUUUGUGACUGAUGGAUCCAUCAUGGAUGGUUUACAGUCAGAGAAGUUAAUCAACUCUUUGCUUGCCAUCUGCUUUUGCUCUCCAUCCAUUGAUUAUGAUUCAUUUCCACCAAUCAACUAUAACCUUGUUGGAUCUACGGUUGGUUUCUGCAAUCUUAUAAAAAGGGAAAAGGACCAUACAAACCAUAUAUGGGUUGCUGAUGCCACUGAAAACUUAACUUAUUAUUUGAAUUUUGAUUCCAAGCACUGUUCUCACUUCAGAAACGCUGCCAGCUCCGUCAGAAGAUGGGCAAACAAUUCUAGUUCGACAAUAGAGAAACUCAAGGAAAAGGUGUUGUUUGUGGUUGGUGAUUGUAAAGCCUAGAAGGAGAAAAGAAACAUAACUAAAGAUGUGCAUAUGUUCUAUUGUCUAUGUAAUAAUACAGAGUUUCGGAAAUCUAUGACCUGACAUCAGUUAAAAGCUAACCUGUCAUUAA
This is a messenger RNA of Gastrolobium bilobum, 4060 nucleotides long. Its product is annotated as protein BREAST CANCER SUSCEPTIBILITY 2 homolog B-like. The record is from RefSeq and is a predicted model, not a curated record. Gene Ontology annotation, biological process: double-strand break repair via homologous recombination; regulation of DNA-templated transcription. Lineage: Eukaryota; Viridiplantae; Streptophyta; Magnoliopsida; Fabales; Fabaceae. The transcript has 24 exons. The coding region runs from base 1 to 3948 and encodes 1315 amino acids.